AUGGCCAGUGAACCUAACCUCAAGACGGCUCCGGAUCAGGGAGGUAAUUCGAGUUGCAGGGCAUGUAAGAGAACCGAUUCUGCAGAAACGAUGGUGGCAUGUGAUCGAUGCGACUUUUGGUGGCACUAUUCGUGUGCUGGAGUUACCCCGUCUGUUCAGACAAAGGAAUGGUUGUGUUCAUUGUGCACUCGCCCUCGUGCCAGUUCCCUGUCUGGGCUUUCAGCUACAUCAUCUCGUGCGGCUUUAUACGAACUAAAUCUAAAGCGUAUCGAGGAACAAAAACGACUGGAGAUGAAGCGUCUGGACAUCGAAGAAAAACAUCUGAAUGAAAAGUAUCGUCUUCUAGAGUACACAUUACAGGAAGAAAAUCGUAGUGUUCACAGUCAAAAAAGUAUUGGCCAUUCAAAGGUUGCAGAGUGGAUGGCAAAUUUGCCGAUUUCGACGAAUGAAUCAAACGCAGCAAAAAAUAAAACGGUUAUCGAAGAGGAAGGCGCAGUGGGACGUGUUGAUAUACAUGAGCGACAGUCCCAGCAAGACGAUCCAUCGAAACAGCCGUAUCCUGAUAAUAAAAAAGUGCGAAACGAAAAUCAUUCGUUGAUAAACUUACCACAUCCCGGAGGUAAAAAAAAUCCCAGUACGAGUAAUGUCAUAAACGAAUUUCAGCUGAUCAAGGCACUCUCACAGCAGCUGCACGAGUUUCAGACGGAACCGUCAGGUGAUGAUGAAGAGAAGAUGAGAAGGUUGAUAGAACGGAAUAGAAACUGUCAGCUACAAGCAAAUUCUAAAGGACAGCCACACGAGCAGUCAACUGCUAGAGUUUCGACUGGCGCUGUUCCUAAAAAUGCGCCCACUAAAUACACAGUCGACGAUCGCCCCGGUAGGACAAACAGACAACCGCUUGCUCGUGCAUCUCACCCCGCCACUCCUAAUAACAGGAUAGGAGGCGAUAUAUUUUCUGAUUCAAACGAAACUGACGGGACAGAAGUAGAUGAGGAAAGGUCAGAUGCCAGUGAAACUGGCAUGAUGAGUACGCUAUCGAAGCAAAGGUUUCCGUUGGAUAAAAUGCGACAGAGUAAGGCCUCCGGUCAAGCACUGGUUCCCCCGCAGUUGUACUCUCCUGAAGCUGAACAGCGACUGACACAUCAGCGAUUGGCAGCCAGGCAGGUUCUACCACGCAGCUUACCGGUGUUUUCCGGCAAUCCGGCGGAUUGGCCGGUUUUCAUUAGCAACUACAAUUACACCACCGAGGCUUGUGGCUAUAGCGAAGUUGAAAACAUGAUUCGUUUGCAACAGUGUCUCAAAGGACCUGCAUGGGAAUCAGUACGAAGCAGACUAAUACUGCCAGCGUCCGUGCCACAUGUCGUCGAGGCACUUCGAAUGCGAUACGGGAGAUCGGAGAUGUUAAUUGAAUCAUUAAUAAUAAAAGUAAAAAAUGCUCCUUCUCCUAGGUCUGAUAAGUUAGAAACUAUCAUAGAAUUUGGUAUGCUCGUUCAGACGUUGCAUGACCAUAUCGUUGCUUCCAACUUAUUGGACCACAUUGCCAAUCCGACUUUGCUGAAAGAUUUAGUAAUAAAAUUACCUGCCGAAUACAAAAUGCGGUGGGCCGCGUACCGAAGAAACUUUGUUACGGCUAACAUAGAAACGUUUAGCCAAUUUAUGGAUGAGAUCGUUAACGAUGCUUAUAGUGUAUCCUGUCCGACGAGUUUUGAUAAAUCUGAGAAGCGGAAUUUGACACAUGCAGAAACCGGGGGGAGCGCAAUCAAUUGGAAAGUUCAACCGGUAAUUCAAUCAACAGCGGGAAGCAUCGAGUGUGCUGUUUGUAAAAAGGAAGGCCACCGCGCUCGAGAUUGUCGGUUCUUUCAGUCCCUGUCCAUUGAUGAACGCUGGAGAAAAGUCCAAAGUAGUGGACUGUGUAGGACAUGCUUGUACGGACAUGGACGAAGAUCAUGCCGUAGCACCAAACGGUGCGAAAUUGAUGGGUGUAAAUCACGCCAUCAUCCUCUGCUUCACUCUACAUACAAAUCUGGAGCCGCAUUCAAGGCACAACCGCAGGCUGAGCAUUAUACUCACCGGUCUGAAAUUCCGUCAUUAUUUUUUCGUAUAGUUCCAGUAACUGUUUACAACGGAGAGCAUUCGAUAGACACCUACGCGUUUGUAGACGAAGGUUCGUCGUUGACCAUGAUAGAAGAAAGUUUAGCGGAUAAGUUGGGAGUUGAGGGAUAUGACCAUCCCUUAUGUUUAAAGUGGACUGGUAACAUGCAAAGAAAUGAAAAGGACUCUCGCCGAGUGAGGUUGCAAAUCUCUGGUAGGGGAAACUACAAAAAAUAUUUGAUGACGGAAGUCUGUACAGUUAAAUCUUUAGAUUUGCCUAUGCAAAGCCUGCCCUUUGAUAGUAUGGUUGAUAAAUAUGCUUACUUGAAGGGGCUUCCAAUCCGAAGCUAUCGCAACGCGAUUCCACAGUUGUUAAUCGGACUAGAUAACCUUAACGUGGCACUUCCCUUGAAAAUGCGUGAAGGAGUUGGAGGCGAACCGGUGGCGGUGAAAACAAGAUUGGGUUGGUGCAUUUAUGGAAGCACCAGCAAAGAGAAUACAUCGUCAUACAAUUAUCAUGUUUGUGAAUGCGGCAACGAUCGUUCACUAGAUGAAGCUAUGAAGAUUUAUUUCAAGUUAGAAGAUGCUGGCGGAAGGCCAUCGGCGAGUAUGGCAUCGGCAGAAGAUAGGCGAGCAUACCACAUUCUUGAGAGCACAACGGUUCUUACCAAGGAUCGAUAUGAGUCGGGAUUACUUUGGAAAUGCGAUGUUGUUGAGUUUCCAGACAGCUUUCCAAUGGCCUUACAGAGGCUAAAGUGCUUAGAGAGACGAAUGGCGCGUAAUCCUCCAUUGAGCGUGAAUGUCCGUAAUCAGAUCAAAGAAUAUGAAGACAAAGGUUAUGCACAUCGUACGACACCAGAAGAGUUAAAAAAUGCUGAUCCUCGUCGAACCUGGUUUCUGCCAUUAGGAGUGGUAAUUAAUGCAAAGAAGCCAGGUAAAGUGAGACUGAUUUGGGAUGCGUCCGCGAAAGUAGACGGUGUAUCACUAAAUUCGUGGCUACUCAAAGGUCCCGACGAGAAUACAUUGCUUCCGGCUGUGCUGUUCCUCUUUCGGCAGUAUCCAGUGGCGGUGAGUAGUGAUAUAAAGGAGAUGUACCAUCAAAUUGGUAUACGAGAGCAGGAUCGUAGUGCGCAGCGAUUCUUGUGGCGGGAUGAUCCCACUAAGCAGCCAGAAAUUUACACUAUGGACGUGGCAACGUUCGGCUCGGCCUGUUCACCGGCAACAGCGCUCUACGUUAAAAAUGUUAACGCUAAACGAUUCAUUGAAAAGUUUCCGAGAGCGGUUGAAGGAAUCGUCCACCGACACUACGUGGAUGAUUACCUUGAUAGUUUUCAAACUGCUGAGGAGGCAUAUCAAACGGCUUUGGAAAUCAAGGCGAUCCAUCAACACGGUGGCUUCUACAUACGCAAUUGGUGUUCGAACGAGCCGUCGGUUUUGGAACAGCUUGGAGAAAAGAGAGACAAUGCAAUCAAGCACUUGCAUCCGGAAAAGAAUAGCCAGUCGGAACGAGUAUUAGGAAUAUUGUGGGCAACCGACACUGACGAGUUCAAGUUCCCAACUACAAUGCGGAGCGACAUUAUGAUGAUGAUCGAAAACAACACGAAGCCCACCAAACGACAAAUUUUACGCUGCGUGAUGACUCUAUUUGAUCCACUAGGCUUAUUAGCACCAUACAUUGUGUUAGGAAAAAUGUUAGUUCAAGAAACCUGGUGCGCGCGGAUCGGCUGGGACGAAUGCGUGACCGAUGAUAUUUUCGAACAUUGGAAAACAUGGGUUGCAACGUUAAAGCAUAUCGACACGGUUCGAAUUCCCAGGUGCUAUUUUAGAAACACUAACUAUUUCGAAAAAGUUCAACUUCAUACAUUCACAGAUGCUAGCCAAUUAGCGUACUGCAGCGUAUCGUAUUUGCGAGUCGUGAAUUUAGAAGGAAAUGUCGAAGUGGCGUUGGUCAUGGCCAAAUCCAGGGUUGCGCCUUUAAAACCAGUCACGAUACCGAGAUUAGAACUUCAGGCGUGCACACAAGGAGCACGUCUAAAUCAGUUUGUGAAGGAUGGGCAUUCCCUAAAGAUAUCCAAACAUUUCCUUUGGACUGACUCGAGCACCGCACUGAGUUGGAUAAAUUCAGACCCUCGACGAUUCCGACCGUAUGUGUCUUUCCGAGUUGCAGAAAUUUUGGAGUUGACUGAUAGAAAUGAAUGGCGCUGGAUCCCUUCUAAACAAAAUCCCGCCGAUGAAGCGACAAAGUGGGGAUCUGGUCCUUACUUCAAGGCUAACAGCAUUUGGUACUCUGGCCCAGAAUUCCUGUACAAACAUGAAGCAGAAUGGCCACAACAAAGGCAACCCAUUCCAAUUGAGGAGGAGCUUAGAGCGUGCUACGCUCAUAGAGGAUUGAUCGGACGGGUGUCAGUAAUAGACUUUCAACGUUUUUCUAAAUACAAUCGUUUGCUCAGGGCAAUGGCAUAUGUGCACCGGUUCAUAAAUUAUACUCGAAGACAGAAGCCAUCAGAGAGCCAACGAUCGAUACACCUGUCCUCAGCAGAAUUACGCCAAGCCGAGCAAUCUUUAUUUGCAAUGUCCCAGUGGCAAUCAUACCCAGACGAAGUUGCAACGUUGAAACACAACAUGACUCUUCCAGCAACUCAACGGAAGCCGAUCGAAAAGUCCAGCAGCAUAUAUACGCUGACUCCAAUGAUGGAUAAGAAUGGUGUCCUGAGAGUUGAUGGUCGAACUGGAGCGGCUCGACGAGCACCAUCUACCGUUAAGUAUCCUAUCAUUCUUUCCUACCACAACCGGUUAACAGCUCUGAUCGUAGAUGAACAACACAAAAAAUUACACCACGGUAACAACGAGACGGUAGUGAACGAACUACGUCAACGUUACUACAUUCCGAAGCUUCGGACCUUAGUUAAGAAGAGAAGUACGAGUUGUCAACUUUGUCGAAUACGCAAAGCGAAACCAAAAGUUCCGCUGAUGUCGCCCCUGCCAGAAGCUAGAUUGUCUUCAUUCGCCCGACCCUUUAGCUACGUUGGGCUUGAUUAUUUCGGCCCCAUCACUGUCAAGCUUGGACGCAGCCAUGUAAAACGCUGGAUUGCGUUAUUUACGUGCUUAACUAUUCGUGCGGUACACGUCGAAGUAGCAAGCAACUUAAGCACGGAAUCGUGUAUUUUGGCUGUUCGCAGAUUCGUUUGUCGCAGAGGGUUCCCGGUCGUAAUUUACAGCGACAACGGAACUAGUUUUCAAGGCGCAGAAAGAUUACUGCGAGAACAAAUUGAACAGGGCCUGGAAGCAACGUUCACCAGUACGACAACAAAUUGGAAAUUCAAUCCUCCCUCAGCCCCCCAUAUGGGGGGAUCCUGGGAACGAUUGGUUCGUUCCGUCAAAACAGCACUUGGCGCUACGUGUGAUAAUGACAAUAUUUCUGAUGAAGACCUUUUAACCAUAGUCAUCGAGGCAGAAUCCAUAGUAAACAGCCGUCCGCUGACGUAUUUACCCAUAGAUUCGGCAGAACAAGAAUCCCUUACGCCAAAUCACUUUCUGCUCGGUAGCUCAUCAGGAAUACGCCAGCCGAUAGCAGCUGCAGCGAAUGAAUGUUCUCUAUUGAAACGAUCGUGGGGUCGAAUCCAAAAGCUUUUGGACCGAUUUUGGAAACGGUGGGUCCUAGAAUACUUACCAACUCUAACUAAACGGACGAAGUGGUUCGAGGAAAGUAGAGCCAUACAACCGGGCGAACUAGUUUUUAUCAUCGACGAUACGACACGUAAUAAAUGGACGCGAGGACGCAUUCUGAAAGUGAUCACCGCUGCAGAUGGAAGAGCAAGGCAAGCGGAGAUUAUGACUACCAAAGGUAUUUUGCGUCGGCCUGUGGCAAAGUUGGCUAUUUUGGAUGUGUCUUAUGAAACCGGGAAUGCUCGCCAGUUCCAUCGGGGGGAGAAUGUUACCAAGGAAGCAAAGGAACUGGCAACUUUGCUCGCCGUUAAUAAACGGCUAAUGCCGUGA
Molecule: messenger RNA, 6087 nt
Organism: Wyeomyia smithii (pitcher-plant mosquito)
Lineage: Eukaryota; Metazoa; Arthropoda; Insecta; Diptera; Culicidae
Exons: 1
Coding region: 1-6087 (2028 amino acids)
Biological process (GO): DNA integration
Molecular function (GO): nucleic acid binding; zinc ion binding
Source: RefSeq, a predicted model, not a curated record